UGGCUUCUUCUUCGAAACCAUUGCCACGGUGCCAUGAGAGCCUUAAAGAGCUUGCAAAAGAGCUUAAAAUGGAGGUUCCUCACCGCUAUGUUCAGGAACAACGUGAACCCACCUUUGUCUCUAGUGGCUCUUUGCCUUUGCCCUCUAUUCCUGUAAUUGAUAUGAAUGAUUUGAUCAAGAUUGUUCUAGGAUCUGAUGAUGCUGUGGAUGAACUCAACAAACUACGCUCAGUCUGCCAUGAAUGGGGAAUCUUUCAGUUGGUGAAUCAUGGAGUUGACAAAUUGUUGGUGGAGAAAAUGAAAGAGGCGAUGGUGGAAUUUUUCCAGAUUCCGGAGGAAGAGAAGCUGAGAUACAAGUUGAAGGAAGGUGAAUAUGAAGGGUAUGGUCAAACGAUACUCCAUGAUCAAGAUCAGAAGGUUGAUUGGGCUGAUCGCUUUUAUAUGAUCACCAAUCCUCUUCAUAGAAGAAAAUCCAACUUACUUCCCCAGUUUCCUUCAUUACUAAGAGAUACCUUCGAGGAUUAUAUGCAAGAGCUGCAAAGGCUUGCCAUGACUUUGUUCCAUUUAAUCGGGCAAGCAGUAGAUAUCGACAAACAAGAGAUGUCGGAUGUUUUCGAAGAUGGAAUGCAAUCAGUGAGGAUGACUUACUAUCCUCCAUGCCCUAAACCGGAUCUAGUUAUCGGCCUUACCCCUCACUCUGAUGCUGCCGGCAUCACCAUUCUUCUUCAAGUUAACGACAUCGAAGGUCUGCAAGUUAAGAAAGACGGCAUAUGGAUUCCUGUAAAUUUCCUUCCAAACGCUUUCGUCGUAAACGUCGGAGAUGUUCUUGAGAUAAUGAGCAAUGGUGCAUACAACAGCAUUGAGCAUCGAGCGACUGUUCAUGCAACUAAAGAGAGGAUUUCAUUGGCCAUGUUCUUCAAUCCAAAGUUUCAAGCCGACGUUGGACCUGCAAAGAGCCUCUUGAAGAACACAAGAAACCCGCCAUUGUAUAAAACACUCGUAAUGGAGCAGUACCUCAAGGAAUUCUUUUCGGGCAAGCUCAAUGGAAAGACAUUUCUCAAGAAAAUGAAGAUUGAAAAUGAAGAAGCCUGUGAAACUUGAUAAAAAGUUCCAAUUCAUAAUUAUAUAUGUUAAUCACAUAUAUUACUUAAAAUUGAACGAUGCGUACAUAUGUUCAACAUGGUAUUUAUGUGAAUCCUGUUUAUAUAUUGCCAUUGGUCUAAAUUAUUGGAUUAUAAGCUAGACCUCUUAUAUAGGUAGUUAAUAUGCUAUUUAUUAUGGUUAUUAGUUAACCGUUAUGGGGGCUUAACUAUCAACCUUGAAAGGGUGUCUUGAAAGGUUGUGAUGGUUCGUUCUAUAUUAUGUAUGUAUUCUCAAUGUAUUGAUGUUGUUGCAUCUUAUAUGUAUUCUCAAUGUAUCAAUGUUAUGUGUAUAA
Cynara cardunculus var. scolymus (artichoke) is the source of this 1434-nucleotide messenger RNA. Its product is annotated as codeine O-demethylase-like. Bases 69 to 1100 code for a protein of 343 amino acids. The transcript has 4 exons. The record is from RefSeq and is a predicted model, not a curated record. Lineage: Eukaryota; Viridiplantae; Streptophyta; Magnoliopsida; Asterales; Asteraceae.